Folsomia candida is the source of this 3516-nucleotide messenger RNA. RefSeq names its product neural Wiskott-Aldrich syndrome protein. The transcript has 10 exons. The record is from RefSeq and is a predicted model, not a curated record. Gene Ontology annotation, molecular function: actin binding; alpha-tubulin binding; gamma-tubulin binding. Gene Ontology annotation, cellular component: WASH complex; early endosome; recycling endosome. Lineage: Eukaryota; Metazoa; Arthropoda; Collembola; Entomobryomorpha; Isotomidae. Gene Ontology annotation, biological process: retrograde transport, endosome to Golgi; endocytic recycling; exocytosis. The coding region runs from base 344 to 2641 and encodes 765 amino acids.
UGUCACUGUGUGUGCAAACUUUUGCUUUACUUGGAAUUUAGUACGUAACAUGGAUAAUCACAGGCGUAGGAUAAGUUACGCAUAUCAAAAGUAGUUAUCAGAUUUGUCAUUGAACAAGAAUGUGUGCGUGUAACGUCGAUUCGUAAUUUUUGAGCGAGUGGACAUUUUUGUGAAACAGAAGAUAAAGUGCAAGAUUGGUUGUGGAGUGGAGAAAGUGCUGGAAAAAGUUGAGAUUUUUAGUUUGUAGCCUGCCAGAGUCAGACGGCAACCAACAAGAAAUAUUUACCACCACAGUUAAACUAAUAAACAUUAAAUUAAAAACAGUAGUUAGUAAAUAACAAUCAUGUCAGGCCAUUACACUUCGUACGGCAGUCCGAACUAUCCUCCUCCAGGGGGAGGAGGAAAGAGAGGUACCCCCCAAAAAAAUAUCGGCUUUUCCACCAUGCCGCAGCCGCACCAACAGCCAGCUUACGCCACGACUUUGCCGAGCAGGAAUUUUCGUAGUCCGGUAGCAAUGAAUAAUGGUUCAGUGUCGCCAGGUCAUGGCGGUGGUGGUGGAGGUCAUCCUGCUGGUGGAUUUUUGUAUAACACUGUAGGUCGAAGUGAUGGGAUGGGCUGGGUUACAAGCUCAUUUAGGGGUAGUCGUAGUGGGGGUGGUGGUGGUGGGGGCAGAGUAGAAGUUGUCGACGGUUUGGUGAUGAACAGAUUUCAGAGUAUGCGACGACAUCCAUCAACUCAUCAGCAACAGCAGCAGCAAAUUUACAGUAGAGGAGGAGGAGGUCAAAGUCAAGUAAUGAAUUCCGAAUUUUAUAGAAGUCCGUCGGCGUCAUCGCCAGGGACGACGAGGUCGCCGGGAUACGGGUCGUCGAUAUCAAGGGACGAUAGUUUCGAGGCGGACGUUGACGUUGACAUCCCACCGGCGUACGACAUGUCGUCGUCGUAUAAUAACAAUAGCUACUCGUCACAACAUCCGCCAGCAAUUCCGGAAAAUCCUCCCACCCCGAGACGACCCCCGCCGGAUAAUAAGACGAGUUUGCUAUUGUCGAGGGAGGAGAAUCAAGUGAUUUUUGAUAUAUUGGGGAAAGGGCGUCAGACUUUAGCAUCCGCAGUUGCCCAAUUAUUAGUGCCAACGCCGGACCAAUCGAGAUGGCAAAUUAAAGAGACUGGAGUUGCGUGUCUGGUUCGAGACACGACUAAAAAAUCGUAUUUUAUCCAAGUAUUCUCUCUCGGGACAAGGAGCAUGGUGUUUCGUCAAGAGAUUUACAAUCAGUUUGAAUACAAUCUGCCAAAUCACUGUUUUCUUACAUUUGAAGGAGACAGUUCCACAGUCGGAAUUUUAUUUGCCGAUCCUACCGAAGCUGGUCUAUUUCGAGAGGGGUUGGACAGCAAAUUGGAAGCCAAACGACAACGACGCAACGAACGUGAACACCGUCGAUCAAGACUAAUCCCUGACAAUCAUGGUCCACCUUAUCCACAAAGUCAAUCGCAUAAUAAUCAACCACAACCUCAUCCGCAGAAACAGGUUCCUUCAAUGACCAACGGGGUAUCAACUGUUAGCACAACUUACAAUUUUCCCACAAAGCCAAACUCUAAUAAAGCGAAGACAAACAAUAAGAAAGACAAGAAUAAGAAACCGACCCUUAGAAAGGAAGACAUUGGCCAACCGAUGGACUUUCGUCAUGUUCAACAUGUUGGCUGGGAUCCCAACAAAGGAUUCGAUCUGAAUGGGGUUGACAGCGAUCUUCGCGUCUUUUUCGAGAAAGCUGGUGUUUCUUCAGAUGUUCUUCAAGACGAAAAUACUCGACAAUUUAUUUACAAUUUCAUCGAACAGAAUGGUGGUUUGGAGCAGAUUCGCAAUACGUCACGCCCAGCAGCUCCUUUUCCUCCACCAGCCAUCAUUAGCAAUCCCAACCCCCCACCUCCGCCAGUUCCUAACCGAACGGUUCAAGCACUGAAGCCAGCAGCGCCCCCACCUCCCCCAUCUCGACCAGUACCACCAGUGCCCGGAUACAAUCAAGGAGUUCCUCCACCACCCCCACCUAUGAGAACAUCAUCGUCAAACGUUGUCGAAAAGUCACCGUCGCAUCAAGUUAGCAGUCCCAACUUACAAAACAGCGGUCCGGCACGGCCACCCCCACCGACCUUUGCUAAUAGUAAUCCUAAACAGCCGAGUCACUCUAACGGUCCAAUUCCUCCACCCCCACCACCUCCUCCUCCCAUGCCGGUCGCCGGAAUGCCACCACCCCCUCCACCUCCUCCGAUGGGAAUGCCAAAUGCACCACCUUCUCAGUCAAACAGUAACGGUGCUCAUAAUAACGCACCAAAGUCAUCUCCACCGGUCAUGGAUGAUAGAUCCAAUCUUUUGGCACAAAUUCAAAAGGGAGUUAACUUGAAGAAAGUGGAUCCUUCGGAUACACCUCCUAAACGUAGCGCUGGAGGAUUAGCCGAUUGUCUUAACCAAAUUCAAACUGGUGUUGCCUUAAAACCUGUUCAACAGACGCAGAAAGAACCCCAAACAACGGAUACGAUGGAUGGACUUGCUGGUGCCCUGGCUCGUGCACUUGCUGAGCGAUCGAAAGCCAUAAAUCCAGAUUCGAGUUCGGAAGAGGAAGAAGAAGCGGAGGAUGAUGAAUGGGAUUAAUAAGCACAAAAAUGUCACAAAUCUUCCCAGAACUAUCUGCCAUUUAAUAAUACGAUUGAGGCUGACCAAUAGAGACAUUGAAUAAUAUCCACAAAUUAACUACCCUACCUCAAUUAAGCGUCGCCCUUACAUAAAUCAAGAUAACCGGAUUAACAUGCACGUUACAGUAGAUUUGUUGACAUAUGUACAAUUCUGACAUUUUUUAAAAAGAAUUGAUCCACCCAUCUCGAGUAUAUUAUAACUUUGGUGCGUACACACAGCAGGUCAAGAAACUCGUCAACUUGAAUCUUUCAUUUAAAAAUUCCAAUCCUAAAUUGAAUGGGUAUUUAUAACGAAUUAGUUAACAGUUUACGAAAAAACAGUGAUGUUAACCAUAAUAAUCUUUAAAUGUGGUAGAAAAGUAGGUAGGAAAGCCAAUAACGAUUUAGUCAUAAUAUUUUUUCUUGCUUUUUAAUUAGUUCGUGUUUCUUUUUUAAAAUUACGUUUUUUCUGAAAAAGAAACACAUACAUAUCUAACCUGAAUAAUAAAAAUGUAACAGUAUACAAAAUUAAAUAUCAAGAAGAGUUUAGCUCCUCGUAAGGACAUAUGCAAUAAUAAAAAUAGUCCGUCGUCAGAUAAACUUACUCUAAAUUAUUACUAGCAGAAGAGUCGAUAAGUAAUAAAGCUGAUAUGCAGACAUGAGAAUCAAUAAUAGAAUAGAAUGUUGCGUUGUUUUAAAAUAUUGACAUCUUUUUGUCACCGAAAAAAAAUACAUGAAACUUGUGAUACUUGUACGUAGAUUGAGAUGAAAUUAAUAUUAUGUAAUGCCUCGUGUAGCAGCAUCAGUCAUGCAUCUUCUACCGAAUAAAAUAAAUAAUAGUAAUAAAACCGCUCA